CUCUCUCUCUCGUUUCCAGAUGCAGAGAUUCCGAACCUUAGCUCCCCAAGCCAACCCCUUUCCAGUGCCUUGCGUGCAUCAUUCGGUGAUGAUGACAGACUAGAUCAGGAGUUGCAGGGACUUUGGGAAGCUUCACUGAACCAGUCAACUCGCAAGACAUAUUCUUCAGCCUUACAGUGUUUUCAGAACUUUAUGAUUAUGAAUGGUGCUAAGUUCUCCAAGCAUGGGUUACCUCUCAUACAAGAAUCAGACCUUGUUUAUUUUGUGACACAUUGUAAAUCGGUGCUGAAAUUGAAACAUGACACCAUUAAAUUAUAUCUUGCUGGCAUUAGGUUUCACUAUAUUAAGUCUGGAUUGGGCGAUGUCUUGAAAGGAUGCGAUCAGUUGCAUUAUGUGUUAAGAGGUGUUAAAAGAUUACAGUCAAAUGUCCAUCACAAGCGUUUUCCUAUUACUACAAGAAUUUUAGCACAAAUAUGGAAUGUUUUAGACCAGGGAGUUUUUUCUCCUUUUGUAGAUCUCAUGUUAAAAUGUAUGUAUUCAUGUGCAUUUUUUGGUUUUUUGAGAUGUGGUGAAAUCACAUGCAAAUCUCAGAAUGUAGAACAAUUUUUACAAAUCUCAGAUGUACAUAUUAAACCAGGAGGAAGUGCUUUUGUUUUGAAAUUAAGAACCUCCAAAACAGAUCCAUUUUCAAAAGGUGUUGAAAUUGUUAUUUUUGAAAAUGACCACUUUAAACCGGUGUACACCAUGAUAUCAUAUUUAGAUGCUCGCAAAUCUCUGUUUAGUUCAAACACUGGCAAAUCGCCAUUAUUUGUAGACAAUGAAUUUAACCUUAAACCCAUGCCAAGAGACACUUUUGUUCUGCAACUGAAAGAGAUACUCCUUCGGAUUGGAUAUGAUGAUAACAAAUUUUCAGGUCAUUCUUUUAGGAUAGGUGCAGCUACAGCAGCGGCUGCAGCUGGUGUUGAAGAUCAUGUUAUUAAAGAAUUAGGUCGUUGGUCUUCAGACUGCUACAACAGAUAUAUUAGAACAGAUGUAGAGGCUGUUCAAAAAGCACAAGUACAAAUGUCAUAUUUGUAAUAUGUUGUUUCUUUUUUUUUUUUUUUUUUCUACUGUGUACAUGAGCCUAUUAUUAUUACAUGUUAAAAAUUUUUUUUUUUUUUUUUUCUUUUUUCAUGACUACCGGUUCUUGGGGGCUUCACUCAUUCCUUUCGUUCAUUUGGCGUUCAUUCCUGGGGGAAUUUUGCCCCCAAGGGAUUAUUUACUUAUUACAUACAUUAUUUGUUUAUAUGUACAUGUAUUGUAUUAGAACCUGUAUAUGAAUUAUGUUGGCAGGCGGUAUAUUGUAGAUAUUAGGUUGACACGUUAUUCGGGCAGGAAUCUCGGCCACGUCUAUGUUUCUCUGUAUAUACAUGGUUAAGCUCACAGAUCAGCUCGAGCUUCAUUGGAUUUGUAUUCGGGUUUGUUGGUUACCCGCUGGGAUCAGCCCCGGGUAAGCUCCCUGGGAUCAGCCCGGAGCUUCAUUUCCAUUCAGUUUUGCAUGCAUGGGGAUUUGCUCAUUCAGCUCCCUGGGAUCAGCCCGGAGCUUCAGUCUGUUUUCUCGCCCGCUGGGAUCACCCCGGGCAGCUCCUUGGGAUCAGCCCGGAGCUUGUUUUUUGUGUUCAUUAACCCGCUAGAUUCAGUCGCGGGUAGCUCCUUGGGAUCAGCCCGGAGCUUCAUCACUCCUUUUGGACCCGUUGGGAUCAACCCGGGGUAGCUCACUGGGAUCAGCCAGUUGCUUAGUUGUGGUUUUAGUCCAGAUGGUCGUACGUGACCUGCUGGGAUCAGCCCAAGGCUAGUUCACUAGAGUUAGUGUAGAGUAGAGUAGAGUACAUAUAGUUAUGUAGUAUUGGAGUUAUAAGAAUGAGAAGCCCCCAGAACGCCAAACUGUAUUUUAUUUUUUGUUGUUUUGUACAUAUUGUAUGUUCUUCUGAUGUAGGCAUGUAUGUUAGUAAUCAAUAUGAGUUUUCAGUUGGAUAUGUAAAUAAAUGUUAAACUCUGA
Messenger RNA from Ostrea edulis (European flat oyster), 2038 nucleotides. RefSeq lists its product as uncharacterized. The record is from RefSeq and is a predicted model, not a curated record. The transcript has a single exon. Gene Ontology annotation, molecular function: DNA binding. Gene Ontology annotation, biological process: DNA recombination; DNA integration. Lineage: Eukaryota; Metazoa; Mollusca; Bivalvia; Ostreida; Ostreidae. The annotation marks the transcript as partial.